CAGGCCAUGCAUAACAUCCUAUGCAAUAUAGCACAUGCACGUGCGCUGUACCAAGAAGUAACUGUAUUUGUCAGGAGCACUACAAUGUGGAUGAAACUCAAGACCAUCUUCAUAAUAUAAGACUUAGUGUAUAUUGCCAAGCCACAUCUAGAUCAACUUCAUUCUGAACAAAUUGAUUAUAGAAUUGUACCCUGAUAUUGAGACAUGACUGAUAAAGUUCUUGUGAUUGGUAGUGGAGGAAGGGAGCACUGUCUGGCAUGGAAGCUAGCCCAGUCAUCACAAGUAGCCCAAGUCCUGGUUGCCCCAGGAAAUGCGGGCACAGCCAACAGUGAGAAAAUUACAAAUAUGGGACCAGAUGUUCCAACAGGUAACUACCCCGCCCUAGCCUCCUGGUGCCAUGAGAACUGCAUCAGUCUCGUAGUGGUGGGACCUGAAGCGCCUCUUGCUGCAGGAAUCGCAGACGACCUCGCCGAGGCAGGCAUCCCGUGCUUUGGACCCACGAGGGCAGCAGCCGAGAUCGAAUCUAGCAAGGUCUUUGCCAAGAGCUUCAUGGAUCAUUGCAAGAUUCCAACUGCUAGGUGGAAAAGUUUCACAGAGGUGGAGGAAGCCUGUAAACACAUUAAUACCGCCCCCUAUAGAGCCUUGGUAGUUAAGGCCAAUGGGUUGGCCGCUGGUAAAGGAGUAGUCGUUGCUUCAACUACAGAAGAAGCUUGCGAUGCUGUCAGGAACAUUAUACAGGAUAAAUUAUUUGGUGCUGCAGGAGAUAGUGUCAUCAUAGAAGAACUCUUGGAAGGUGAAGAAGUUUCAGUUCUGGCAUUUUGUGAUGGUAGCCAUUUUGAGUCGAUGCUUCCAGCACAGGAUCACAAACGGGUUGGAGAAGGAGACCAUGGUCCUAAUACAGGUGGAAUGGGAGCGUACUGUCCUUGCCCACAGGUAUCAAGGCAGGUUAUUCAGCAGAUAGAUGAGGAGAUCAUUCAGAGAGCAGUAGAUGGAAUGAAGGAACAAGGGAGGCCAUACAAAGGAGUCCUGUAUGCAGGCCUGAUGAUCACCAAAGACGGCCCGAGGGUUCUGGAGUUCAACUGUCGCUUUGGAGACCCAGAAACCCAGGUCGUUCUGCCGUUACUGAAGAGUGAUCUCUAUGCUACCAUGAAGGCCUGUGUGACUGGAGACCUGCCCAAGGCCAAGCCGAGUUUCCAUGACGACCGAUGCUGCGUGGCGAUUGUUCAGGCCAGUGGUGGCUACCCAGCAUCGUACAAGAAAGGCUAUGAGAUUACAGGAUUGGAUGAGAUAGCCAGCCAACCGGACAUGAUGGUCAUCCACGCAGGCACCGCUGUCAAGGAUGGGAAGGUCGUGACUUCAGGUGGGCGUGUCCUAGCAGUGGUAGCCUCGGCAAGGGAUCUGGUGACAGCAGCCACCAUGGCCAACGAGGGGGCAAAGACAGUCAAGUUUGAGGGAAGCUUUCACAGAACGGAUAUAGCAAAAAGAGCAUGCGACUUCCUAACUGGUAACAGAUCAUCAGGUUUAACAUACAGUGGCAGUGGAGUUGACAUCACAGCCGGAAAUUCACUAGUCCAAGCUAUCAAACCUCUAGCCAAAGCUACGGCCAGACCAGGAUGUGAUGCUGCCCUCGGGGGGUUCGGAGGGCUCUUUGAUGUGAGAGCUGCUGGCUACAAGGACCCUAUCCUAGUAUCGGGUACUGACGGCGUUGGCACAAAAUUGAAGAUUGCUCAAGCCUGCAACCUUCACCAGACGAUAGGCCAAGACCUGGUUGCCAUGUGUGUUAAUGAUAUCCUAGCCCACGGAGCAGAGUCUCUCUUCUUCUUAGACUACUUCUCAUGUGGAAAACUAGAAGUGGGUGUGGCAAGGGACGUGGUGGGAGGCGUGGCCGAGGGGUGUAAAAUGGCUGGCUGUGCCCUGCUUGGUGGUGAAACUGCUGAGAUGCCUGGGAUGUAUGCACCCAACGAGUAUGACCUUGCAGGGUUCGCCGUGGGGGCGGUAGAGAGGGGUCACAUGCUCCCGAGGGUAGACGAGAUCCAAGCAGGUGAUGUCAUUCUGGGCGUGGCAUCGUCUGGUAUCCAUAGCAAUGGCUACAGUCUGGUGAGGAGGUUGGUCGAGCAGGAGGGACUGGACUUCAAGGAUCCUUGUCCUUUUAGAGAUGGAACCACCUUGGGAGAAGCACUGUUGACACCAACCAGAAUCUACUCCAAGACCUUACUCCCUGCCAUCCGGUCCGGCUGCGUCAAGGCUUUUGCCCACAUCACCGGUGGGGGCCUACUGGAGAACAUCCCCAGGAUAAUGCCUGGCUCCAUGGCUGUCCAAUUAGAUUCCUCCAAAUGGGAGAUUCCAUCGGUGUUUGGGUGGAUCUCACAUCACGGAGGGGUGGAGGAGAUGGAGAUGGCCAGGACGUUUAACUGCGGCGUUGGGGGCGUCCUGGUGGUGAGAUCGGAAGAUGAGGGCGCUGUUCUAGAGAUGAUGAGACAGAGCGGAGAGACGGCUUGGAAGAUUGGACAGGUGGUGCCGAAAUGUGGCGAUGGAGCAGGAGUAUCAAUCUCCAACCUCUCCUCAUCCCUGGCCCGAUCUUACUCCCCUGCUAUGAAUGGUAUCCAAGAAGGCGGAGCUGAGAGGAAGAUGAGAGUAGCUGUUCUCAUCUCAGGCACAGGUACAAAUCUUCAGGCCCUCAUCAACCACACCAAGGAUCCAAAGAAAGCGUCUAGAGCUGAGAUCUGUCUUGUUAUCUCUAAUAUUCCUGAUGUAUUAGGGUUAGAGAGAGCAAAGAAAGCUGGUAUACCAACUAAGGUUAUAUGUCACAAAGGCCUAAGCAGAGUAGAUUUUGACAUGAAAGUCCAUGACGCUCUCCAAGCAGCUAAUAUAGAAUUCAUCUGCCUUGCCGGUUUCAUGCGUAUUCUCAGUGGAGAGUUUGUCAACCGGUGGCACGGACGUCUCAUCAACAUUCAUCCCUCCCUCCUGCCAUCCUUCAAGGGAAUGAACGCCCACAAAAUGGUCUUAGAGGCUGGAGUGAGACUUUCAGGAUGUUCGGUUCAUUAUGUAGUGGAAGAGGUAGAUGCUGGAGCCAUAUUGGUCCAGGAGUCCGUCCCUGUGUUGCCGGGGGAUACGGAACCAACCCUACAGGAGCGUGUGAAGACAGCGGAACAUGUCGCGUACCCUCGUGCUCUGGAACUGAUCGCUAGGGGUCAGGCCUCGCUGGGGACAGAGGGAAAAGUUGUUUGGAAGUUUGAUUCAUAGCGGGAUUGUUUUAUGCGAAGAUGGGGAAACAUUGUUUGAACUUUGAACCGUAACAGGAUUGUCACCCCUAAGGUGGUGUGACCUACUUUGAAGAACACUCCUUGACAUCACCUUUACGUAGAUCACCGAAAUUGACCCAUCAAAAAGGACAUUUUGACAGAUGGAUCUUGUUUGACUUUUUGUGUGGCAAUCAAUGCUUGCUCAUCAGGCAAAUUGAUGUUAUGAUCAGAUUAAAUUUGUACUUUUUGAACAUAAAAUGUCUUUAUAAAUAAGUUUAUCAUACUUUGUAUUUUGAAUGCAAGGAGAUUUUUCUUUUGUUGGCACAUUUUCUCUCAUGAUUGAAUAAUAGAAAAUAUUUGUAAUUUUACUUAUUAAUUUCUUCUGGUCAUUCCAUUGAAGUGAAUAAUGUAUUCAUGACACAUUUUUAGUGUUGCCUAACAUCUUUUGGGGAAAUGGGAAGUUUUCACAAAAUUGCACAGAGUGUGCUUGUUUUGGAAUUCAAUUUAUUUUG
Molecule: messenger RNA, 3754 nt
Organism: Lytechinus variegatus (green sea urchin)
Lineage: Eukaryota; Metazoa; Echinodermata; Echinoidea; Temnopleuroida; Toxopneustidae
Product: trifunctional purine biosynthetic protein adenosine-3-like
Exons: 17
Coding region: 205-3243 (1012 amino acids)
Biological process (GO): 'de novo' IMP biosynthetic process; adenine biosynthetic process
Cellular component (GO): cytosol
Molecular function (GO): phosphoribosylglycinamide formyltransferase activity; ATP binding; metal ion binding
Source: RefSeq, a predicted model, not a curated record